ACCCAUAACUCACACUUUUUUUUUCCUACACUUCCUCAUUCCCCCAAAUACUAAAACCCUAACCCUAAAAUCUUAAACCCCAGGCGACGCGUCAUCAGCCAGGCAUCAGGUGCUCCAACACCGACGGUCCGACGUCCUUGAAUUUCGCUGAGUAACUGGUGUCGUGCGUUGUUGACUCGUGGUGGUAGUUGGUACGACUGGCGGACCGGUACCUUUGGCUAUCUUCUUCACCGUUAAUUAGGUUAUGGAUGUAGAGAAGCGGAAGAAAUUUCCUGAGAAGUUCAAGUUGGAUAAGGAGGAAAUAAGGAGGUACAUGUUUCCUUGUGCUCCUAAAGAACCCUGGCUAGAAGAAAAGUUUAUAAAAGCACUGGAUGGCAGCAGAAUAAAUUCAGAAUCCGAACUUUUUCAUGUUCUUUGUGUUUCAAAUCAGUUGACAAACUCAGUUCGUAAAGAAUGUUAUUAUGGUUCUAGUAAAUAUCGAUUUAAGUGUGACAUCGAGAUUGGCAAGCCUCUUGAUGUUAAGUCCCUGUUGUUUCCUUCUAGAAAGGGUUGUCUGGUUCGUAGAGGUCUUAUAGUAGAUGCUAAGAAUCUUAAACUUAGUGGUAAGUACGUCAUGCUUUGUUGUUUCAUGGUGCCUCUUAAUUGGAAUUCCAUUGCCUGGAAAGUAGCAGUUGCUUGUCAUGAUUUAUACUCUAAAAUGAAGAAUCGAUUUGAGAUGGUGAUUGUUGCUAUUAUGAGAGAUGGCUGGACCCAUGACAAGAAAGCCUUCAGCCAAUUUAUGUCUGCUUUUCCUUCGUCUUGCCUUGCAAUUCCAUUUCAUGCUAAGUCUCAUCGUCGUCGUGUAUGCAAGUAUCUUGGAGGCAUGUUCAUGGCCAACAUGACUCUCGUAAACCCCGCUGGUAAUGUUCUCUUGCACAAUGAGGUUCAUCAAUCUAUGGAUAUUGAAUUUGUUCCCUGGUAUCAUCUAGCUAACUCCCACGCAUUUCCUUUCAUUACUGAUGCGGAUGCUGGCCUGCAUCUCACUACUCCAUCGUCUCUAGAGGACCUUUUGUAUUGCAGAAUCUCUGAUUUUGUCUUCAGGAAGAAUCCUUCAGGAAGUGAAGCAUUUUGGAAGGAGAAACGGCCUAUUUCUCAACUCAAAUCAAAGCUUGUGGGGUUGUACCUCUACACUUCGGGCAAUUUGCUUCCUUGGCUUCGUAAAAUUGAGGAAGCGUGUAGGCAAAGUGACAAGGAGUUGGAUAUUGUGGUUGUAUAUCUUCCUGAUUGGGAUAGGCAAGAUCCACGGUGGUAUCCUGAAUUUUUCAGCACUGUGCUAGCCAAGCAGAAUAUCUCUUGGUGGGUUGCGCCCUAUAACAAUACCGCAUCCAUUAUACUCAAGCAUUUGUUCGAGGGAGAGAAGGUGAUCAUUGUCGGUCCUAAUGGCUCCUAUUUAGAUACCUAUGGAGCUGAACUUAUGCAGCUUUAUGGUAUUACUGGAUAUCCCUUCACUGUGAAGCACGUUGCCCAAAAAACUCUGGCAGAGCUAAGCAAAGUCACCCUAGAAUCGUUCUUGGACUUACUCAACAUGAGUUUAGAGCAUCAUCAUAUAGGGAAGAAUAUUCUUUUUUACUUUGAUUAUCCAUUGAGUAACAAUUCUGUAGUUUAUGAUGCGUAUACACGUUUCACUUCUGAUGUGGAUGCUGUUAUUCUUCCCUGUUCCAUAGCUGAUGCUACAGUAGUUACUGAACCCGAAGGAGAUGAUUCUAAACAAGCCAGAGGUAAACUAUCAUGGCAUAACCCCUGCAUUGCCGUUAACACUGUGGUUGAGAAAUUCUUCACAAGGUUCUUUAAUCGUCGAUUUCCUACCAUUGUUGCGUUUGGAAAAGAUGGCAGGAUCUGUUCACUACUUGCUCAUCGCCUUCCAUAUUCUCAUGGGGAUAAAUCUUUUCCAAUCAAAGGUGAUCUGCUUGAAGAGGUCUCAUCUAUAUUGACUGACUACUUGGAUAGAUAUUAUGAUGAUGAGUUGAGGUAUUAUCCUGAUAUGCUAUAUCUCGAGGAGUUGCAGGAGUUGAGGCAAAGUUGGGUGUGACAGACAAUGGGUCUUCUGUGUUUCAUAACUAGGAGUUUCAUUUUGGUCCAUAAGUCUUGAUUUUUUUUUUUUUUCCCAAUCUUGUGUUUUGUUAACUAUGUUAGUGUUUAGUGGAUGUUAGCUGUGUAGUUGGUUAAAGCCUUAUGGGUGAUUGCCAUCGACUCAUCUACUAUAUCAUUUGCCCUUCGCGCCUUUCUUCACACCGAAUUGAUUGCUUUUGGUUUGUUUGUUUGAUUGAUGUGUUUAUUAUGCAAGUUUACCAUUUUAAGCUU
Molecule: messenger RNA, 2340 nt
Organism: Chenopodium quinoa (quinoa)
Lineage: Eukaryota; Viridiplantae; Streptophyta; Magnoliopsida; Caryophyllales; Amaranthaceae
Product: probable nucleoredoxin 1
Exons: 3
Coding region: 245-2068 (607 amino acids)
Source: RefSeq, a predicted model, not a curated record